Messenger RNA from Epithele typhae, 330 nucleotides. RefSeq names its product Elf1-domain-containing protein. Gene Ontology annotation, biological process: transcription elongation by RNA polymerase II. The record is from RefSeq and is a predicted model, not a curated record. NCBI's taxonomy places the organism in Eukaryota, Fungi, Basidiomycota, Agaricomycetes, Polyporales, Epitheliaceae. Gene Ontology annotation, cellular component: transcription elongation factor complex. Gene Ontology annotation, molecular function: RNA polymerase II complex binding. Bases 1 to 330 code for a protein of 109 amino acids. The transcript is spliced from 3 exons.
AUGGGCAAACGCAAGAAGGCCGCGCGCAAGCCUGCUGGCCCUCGCAGGAAGGAUCCAUUGGAGACUGCGUUCACAUGUUUAUUCUGCCACCACGACAAAUCCGUCUCUGUCCGCAUCAACAGGAAAGAGGGAAUUGCUCAGUUGCUUUGUAAAGUUUGCGAUCAACGUUUCCAAAGUAAAGCAAAUCACUUGACGGAGCCCAUCGACAUCUACUCAGAAUGGAUCGAUGCUGCAGAUGCCGCGGAGAAGGACGCGUCGUCGGUGCGAAGACCAGCGGCAUCGUCCAGUCGACCAACUCGUGCGCCCUCAGUCGGGAGCGACGACGACUAG